AUGGGGCUGGGGCCAGACGUUAUAAAGCUGCUAUAUACGGCUGUCGUGGAGCCAGUAGUUUUAUACGGAGCAAGUGUGGGCCCCGGCCUCGCGAAAACUCGGAGUGAGGAAGCAGCUCGCUGUCGUCCAAAGAGGCUUUGCGCAAAAGCUGACGAAGGCCUACAGAACCGUCUCACUAAACUCGGCCCUACUGCUCGCCGGAAUAUUGCCCCUCGAUAUACGUGCGAGGGAGAACGCCUCCCUAUACGAAAUAAAGAGGGAUACUCUCGGCGAGUGGUGGGAGACCGAGAGGUGGAACGGCCUGUGGCCUACGGCGAGCUCGAGCACCCGGCGCAGCGGAGCAUGGUCCGAUAUCGGUGCCUGGCGGACGGUGCAGAAGUGAACCAAAUUACCAGCCAGUGCCUCUGUAUAUAUACAGAUGGCAGCAAAAUACAAGACAGAGUCGGAGCGGCAAUCUCAAUCUGGGAAAAUGCCGCCGAGACAAGAAGCAAAAAAUUUAAAAUGGAAUCCUUCUGCACCGUCUACCAGGCGGAACUGCUGGCCCUUCACGGAGCCACGGAGGAAGCGGUCAAAAGUGGAGGGAAUUUGCAGCGUCCUGAGCGACUCGAGGGCGGCGCUGGACACCGUAGCAGACGGAACUUCCUCCAUCCCCUUGCGUUCAAAAUUAGGAAAAAUUUAAGAACAUUAAAAGAACGCAACAAAAUAAUAAACCUAUUUUGGAUAAAGGCACACGCAGGGGAUGGUGGGAAAUGA
Molecule: messenger RNA, 753 nt
Organism: Manduca sexta (tobacco hornworm)
Lineage: Eukaryota; Metazoa; Arthropoda; Insecta; Lepidoptera; Sphingidae
Exons: 1
Coding region: 1-753 (250 amino acids)
Molecular function (GO): nucleic acid binding
Source: RefSeq, a predicted model, not a curated record